ACAUUGACCAAUCAGGUUGAUGGGUAAUGAACCACGUCCGCGCGUUAAGUUCUUGCGGCAGUAUUUUGUCAUACAUUCGCGGGAGAACAGCCUUGCAAAGUUUUGUCAGCAGCUAUUUAAUUUUAUGGCAUUUAUUUGAGGUACUUGGCAUGCGGUAGCUGCAUGUUAUUAGUACAACCUUCACAGUUUGUUGGCUGCACACUACUAGACAGUUUCCUAGCUAGCUAGACAGCUAACAACAUAACUGGCAAACUUUUUGCAAGAGGUCUGUCGUUUUGACCCAAAGUAUCUAAUAUGGCAACUAUGUGUCACUCAAGACGUGCCCUGAUGGAAAUCCCAGCUCCACAGCCGAAAAUUGCAGCUCGAAUGAGAAGGUCCUACCUGGAGGUUCUAAGUUCACGCAUAGCUCCAUUCUCAACCACUUCUAGAGGCAGAAACCUGACCAGCAAUUCAAAACGUGGGCAUUCAUUGGACCCAGCCAUAUACAAAACAGGGAGUAGUCGGAGUGAGGCCCAAAGUGAGAGAAUGGAAGACGACCAGACACCCUUGUCCAACCAGCAGCUUGUGCAGCUCAUAAGAUCUUUCAUCCUAGUAGAACAGGGGCAGAGGCAGGAGCCCAGAGCCCUCACUACAGACCUGAAGCCGUUACAGGAGGACUUGCACCUGAAAAAGACCAAUGUCUACAGAUCUAUACCCUACUCACGCCUGGGGUCCAACAGAGACGCGCACUGUUACAGAAAGGCAUAUCCACACCUGGUGGUGUUUAAAGUUUCCUGCCAGGAGUGGGGUCAGCUGCUGCUGCAGAACGAGGAGUGGGAGUCUGCUCUGGAGCACGCCCUAGUGGCGUGGAGGUACACCAGUGAGCUGCCACAGUGGGACACCAGCAGCCACAACUUGGUGAGGGAACAGUGUUACAGCAUGCUGGCAGCACACUGCAUCACAGCUCUACAGCACUACUGCCCAGACCCCAGCAAAGCCAUAGAGCUGCACAGGAGGACAAGGCAGCACUAACCAACAUCUCCAAUCGUCUCAUUGAUCGGACUCCAGGUUUAAAAUGGCACAGCUGCACAGUCAGUUGAUCUCUCCUUGUAUUCAGGAGCUGGAGAGAAGCCUCGGCGAAGCACAGGUUUGUUCCAUGAACACCCGCUGAAAUGGCCAACACUAAGAUCAGCUGACAACAAUCAGCACAGCUUCCAACUCUAGGGGGUUGCACUAUUGAACAGCGUCUAUCAGUGGUUGCCAUUCAACUAUGUUUGGUAUCCUUGCCUUGUGUUGCGCUAUUCCCCCUAGCCUUGCCUACAGUAUUCCCUACAGUAAAUACAAGAAAGCUUUGAUGCAUUUUGUUAUGCUGUUUUUUUAAAAUAUGAAUUUAAGCUUUUUGUAUUUAAGUUGUUUUGUAAAAUGUGUUUUGCCAUUGAACUAUUGAAUGUUAUCAUAAGGAAAUUAUGAAGUUGCCUUUAAAAUGAGAAAUGCUGUCAGAGAAAUUAUGAACUGUCCUUUUCACCAAGAUGUUUUAUGUGGGGGAUGUUUUUGUGGAUGUGUUGAAAAAUGGCAAGAUACAUGAAACAGCUGCCUUCUUUCAACUUGGCUGAAUGCUACCUGUUUUGUAAAUAUUUGUCUAAAGUAACUGUUUUGCACUGUUUUCUUCAUCCUGGAAACUUGACAUUUUGAUAAAAUAGAAUCUAAUUUAAUAAAAUUCUACUUUUUCAACA
Molecule: messenger RNA, 1712 nt
Organism: Oncorhynchus kisutch (coho salmon)
Lineage: Eukaryota; Metazoa; Chordata; Actinopteri; Salmoniformes; Salmonidae
Exons: 6
Coding region: 295-1011 (238 amino acids)
Biological process (GO): proteasome localization; nuclear protein quality control by the ubiquitin-proteasome system
Cellular component (GO): nuclear membrane; nucleus
Molecular function (GO): proteasome binding
Source: RefSeq, a predicted model, not a curated record